UUUGUCCAAUAAUAACAACCUUGGAACAAAACCAGAUCAAAACUUCGCCGCGCGACUCUUGCGCCGUCUUGGCGCCGCCAACCAGGAAUCCGAGACGUUUGUGUGACGGUAGACUUGCAAUUAAUUUGCAAUGGCGGCUUUCCUACGAAUUCGGAAGUGUUUCUUCAAGCCCCCGCAACUGAACAACUUGAUUUCAGUCAACUCAAAGGCCUCGCCCACCUCAUUCUCAAUUCUCGUCAUGUCAUCCAGCUCUGGAACUGGUAUGGCGUCCAUGAGCACGACAGCCAGACGCCGAAGCGCUCAUGCCGCACCACAGCCCCCAGAUUGGAACAAUGACUCCAGCCUGUUCGCCUACACGCGCGGGCGAUUUGUCUUUGACGAAGCCCGCCAGAUUCGGCAGCGGACAGUCAGGUUUGACAUGAACCGACUCGCGCAAAUUGCCGCCUCUUCCAUCGGAGCAGACCACUGCAUCACCGUCACCAAGUGCCCCGACGGCAUGCACACCAAGGCAUACAUUCUGCGCAUGGAUGACGGCCGAGAGGUCAUUGCCAAAGUCCCAAACCCCAACGCUGGCGUGCCGCACUACACGACAGCCAGCGAAGUAGCCACCAUCGACUUUAUGCGUGACGUCCUCCAAACGCCUGCCCCCACGGUCCAUGCGUGGAGCUCACGGGCCGACGACAACAGUGUGGGCGCCGAGUACAUCGUCAUGGAGAAAGCCGUCGGCGAGCCUCUCGAAAGGUUCUGGGACCGUAUGAGUGCCUCCGAAAAGCUCAAGGUGCUUAUGCAAGUGCUCUCCUACUACAAAUCCUGGCUUGCCUUCUCCUUCCCGGCCUACGGGAGUCUGUACUACAAAUCCGACGGCGGGCCGUCGUCUCUCGCCGUCCACAUCCCCGGUGGCGGCCCACCUAGCGAGCGAUUCGCCAUCGGCCCUGCAACAGGCCGCGACUGGUACGACGCCGGCCGCUCGUCUCUCAAGUGCGACUGCGGCCCCUGGACCUCGGCCCUCGCCUACUGCACUGCCAUCGCCGCUCGCGAACGCGCCGCCGUCCAGCGACUGCCCCCCGCCAGGCAGAUGCUCCUAAUCACCGGCCCGUCGCCCGAGCUCUACACGCCGACCCCCGCCAAGAAACUCUCAGCCCUGGCCGCCCUCGACCCCCUGCUCCCGCGCGUGUUAUUAACCGGCAAUCCCCUGCUGGUGGCCCCGCGCUUGUGGCACGACGACCUGCACGGCGAGAACAUCUUUGUCGACCCGUCCGACCCGACCCGCAUCACCGCCGUGAUUGACUGGCAGGGCUGCCAGGUAUCGCCGCUGUUCGACCACAACGCCGUGCGCCCCAUCUUUCUCGAGUAUUCGUUCGAGUCCGCCACGGCCUCCGAGAACGACGCGGCAGCGGACAAAGACGGUGAUGACACAGCUCCGCCCCCUGCUGCGCCCGAUACUUCGGGCAUGUCGGGCUCGGACCGCGCGGCGGCGCUCAAGGCGUACGUCGACACGGCAAUCUGCAUCGCCUGGCGCCGGCUCGUGCGCGACGCGGCUCCCGCCCUGCACGAUUUGGAAAAGUUCCAGGACUCGACCGAGGGCAGCGUGCUGCAGGUGGCCCGGCGCGUGUACGAGUACGGCGAGUCGCUGCUGGCGGGGAUGGUGCUGGACCUGGAGCCGUCGUUGAAAGACAGGGACGACGUCGACGAGACGGUGAUACGGAGCGAAAUGGAUGCCGAGUCAAAAGGGAUUGGGUUGAUGGCGCAGAUGCAGGAGCAGAUGGGUGACGACUGGCCGGAUAAUGGCGUCACGGUCGCGGGGGACUACGACAAGGUCAAGGCCACGCUCACACAGGCGAGGGACGAUUUGGCCGAGGUCAUGUAUGGGGAGGAUGAGGCAAAGAAAGAGGAGUUCAGGAAUGAUUGGCCUUUCAAUAAUUAGGUUUGAUUAGUUUCGAUGGGUUAGUUUCGAUGUGUGAGGGGGUGCGUGGUUGUGAAUUGUCGGCGGCAUAGGAGGGGGAUGAUUAUUAUGUCUUCCGAUAAUUAAAACUUGUCUGGUACAGUGUUCUUUACGGCACGCCGUCGCUUUGUAUCAUGAUUAAUCCGCCUAGUUGAGAUUUGGAGUCUGCCUUUCCGCGGUUCGUUUGGCCUGGAAUCGGAUUUAGUAAUUAUGAACUCUGAUCAAGACGUGAAA
Messenger RNA from Lasiosphaeria miniovina, 2176 nucleotides. RefSeq lists its product as uncharacterized. Gene Ontology annotation, cellular component: mitochondrion. The coding region runs from base 131 to 1924 and encodes 597 amino acids. Lineage: Eukaryota; Fungi; Ascomycota; Sordariomycetes; Sordariales; Lasiosphaeriaceae. The record is from RefSeq and is a predicted model, not a curated record. The transcript is spliced from 5 exons.